UGCUUUAGGACUACACCGACUAUCCGCGAUCGACAAACAAAGAGCAUAACAACGCCAUUGUUCUGCGCAACUCGCCUUCGACCAGCACAGCAAACAGCGACAUAUCGCCGACAUGUCAAUCUCCGGGCUUUCGUUCGUCUUCUGGCGCAUCUUCCAGAUCGUCACGCUUAUUCCGACGCUGGGCAUGCUCGCCUGGUUCGUCUCGUGGUACGAUGACCGCAACCUGCUCACGCCGCGAUCAAUCCUCGUGCUCUUCAUAGUCUCGGUGCUCGGAGCAGCAUGGGCGAUGGGGACGUUGUUCCUGUACUCGCGCGCACGCCACUCGGCCAAGUUCGUUGCCUUUGUCGACCUGCUCUUCGUCGGUGCCUUCAUUGGCGGCGUCUACUGCCUGCGCGGCAUCACCAAUGCAGACUGCUCCAACUGGUCGUCGAACGGCUCGUACAGCGCUGAUCUGGGGCUUUUCAACGUUUCCGCCAACCGCUACAGCUUGAACAUCGACAAGCAGUGUGCCAUGCUCAAGGCGUCCUUUGCCUUUGGCAUCAUGAACUGCAUUUUCUUCUUCAUCACCUGCCUUCUGGCUCUCCUUGUCGCCCACCACUACCGCGACAGCCGUGACCGCGUCAUCGUUAAGCGCGAAGUCCACCGCUCCCGUCACGGCCACCACUCGCGCAGCCCUCGCACCUCGCACUCUCGCCACAGCCACACCCGCCGUAGCUACGUCUAGGGUGUUGUUGGGAGUUGUAGGGUCGAGGGGAGGAGAAUCUGCUCAGGAUUUCAACGAGGUGUAUAAGAUUACGAUUUUCAUUGGACAUGAUUGGCUUUGAUGAGAUGUUCUAUGGUAGAUUGGACGCAUGGAUAUGGGAAGCGCAUGGAUAUGCAUGAUGAAACGGAGAGAAGCGCUACGAUUAUA
This is a messenger RNA of Didymella exigua CBS 183.55, 910 nucleotides long. RefSeq lists its product as uncharacterized. The transcript is spliced from 2 exons. The coding region runs from base 113 to 724 and encodes 203 amino acids. The record is from RefSeq and is a predicted model, not a curated record. NCBI's taxonomy places the organism in Eukaryota, Fungi, Ascomycota, Dothideomycetes, Pleosporales, Didymellaceae.